UUGAAAUGCUCAUUAUUGAUUCGCUUUGCUUUAAAAACAUGACAUCUUGUGUUUCCCACUUGAGUGUGUCUAUUUUUUCUAUUAUUAUAAAUAGAAAAUAGGAUCCAUGUUCGAGGAUUUCAUUGCUACGGACCUGCAAAUAUACCGUUAUACCUGACAGAGCGUUGAACUACGAAUGGUACUAACCGGCAUGGUGAAACCACUCGCGGUAACGAUCAGAAACGAUGACAAAUGCACUUGUGUUAUUCAAGGAAGAUUAAUUACAUAAAUAAGGUAGCAGAUAAUAAUUUAUUAUUGUUCGGUGUGAAAACAAUAAAAAAACUGCAUGGUAGCUGUCGAGAAUUCAUAAAUAGUAUAGAGAAGUUACCAGUGCAGUUCGCGAAACUGGAAGACGGUGGUGUUGCACGCCUCGACUAUGUGUACCUAGCUGUUUUACUUAAUCAAUUUCAACGAAAUAAAAAAUAUCAAAUAAAUAUAUCGCCAAUCAAUUGUUAAAAUGAAGAAUGUGUAACUCGAAGCACAAUUAAUCCGAGUACCAUGGAAGAAAUAAAAAUGCAGUUGAAAAAUGGUCAUUCCGAGAGUUUGAGUAAAAGCUCGCCGAAAAAAUCGACAUUUUGGGCUUACGUAUUGUGGUGGUUCGGAGGUCUAGUUGGAAUACACCACGUAUACUUGGAACGGGACCUCCAUGCUUUUGUACAUUUCAGUACUUUUGGUGGAUACUUUGGUCUUGGAUGGCUUCGGGAUAUCUACAGGAUACCCACGUACGUGAAAGAUGCGAACGAUGAUCCCAACUUUCUGAAUGAUUUUAAACGGAAAGUUAGAACCAAUCGCAAGCCACCAUUUUCAUCAUUGCGAUUCGUUACCGAAAAUGCGGUCGCAUUUUUUUGGGCCGAAAUAUUUCGUAACGCCAUUCCAGAGGAUGAACUAUUUGGAAUUAAUUUUAGGCAUUUAUUAAUCCUAACACCUUUAGUCAUUGCUUUAGGUGUUUGGACGGUCGGAAAUAUUGGCAGGGAGCAAGGUUCCAUAUGGAUUGCUCUGUGUUCGGCAUAUUUAUUGUAUCCAACAUUAACCUUUAUCGGAGAUGACAGCACGUGGGUAUUUUUGAUGGUCGUUGUUGCUAGUUUAAGCUUCGAUACGUUCAGCAAGCAAUGGAGAUUGAAGCCAAAGAAGAAAAGAUCCCUCUUUCGAAGAAUCUUUUAUCUUGGUUUAGUUGUCGCGAUUUAUGUGUCUUUAUUAGGAUCGUACUUGUACUUCAAUGCUGUUAUUACCGACAGCGAGGGCGAAGAAAUUAAACUAUCCGAUGCUGUCCAACACUUCUUAACAUCUCCCAUAUGGCUUGAUCUUAAGGCAAGCCUCGAGGUAAUGUGGAAUCAAGCGAUGCAUCAAAGUUUCUGGGCGACAUGGGCACAACUGGUAGAUCUCACAGAUCCGCGGGGCGAAAUAAACGCUUACAAAGUUUUGGGCCUUUCUCAAACGGCCACGCAAACUGAAGUUACGGCGCGUUGGAGAGCACUGUCGAGGGAUAAUCACCCCGACAAGAUAAAAGGCAGCGAAGAAGAAAGGAGACAGGCUCAGGAGAAAUUUAUGGAAAUACAACAAGCAUACGAAAUUCUUUCAAAGACAAAGAAUCGUAGGCAACGGCGAAAUAGAAAAUCCGAUAAUUGACACAGUUGCGGACAGUGACUUCAUGAUAGGGUAUUUCAUUUGGCAAUUAAAUACGUUUUAAGUUAGUUGACGUUUUCUGUAAAAGUGACGCAUAGUUUGAUGUUCGAUAAAUUAACGAUAAGUAAAGGCUGCUACGGAGAGAAACUGUUUUCAUUGAUCUUACAAAAAUGUAUUGUAAAACAUACAUUCUACCUCGUUCUUUCUUGUUAUAGCGGUAUACAUUUUUGUCGAGCGUAUUACUGGUACUUAAAAUUUGGCACUAUGCGUCCUCGCAUUGAACACAAAUAUUAAUAUUUAUACAAAAAAUUGUUUUUAUAAACAUAAGUAUAACGAAAAUAUAUUUCCAUGGUUUGUAGUAGUUGUCGGCACGUUCUCUUCUCAUAAUACCAAUGACAUAAGCACAUACGUAUUUGCUUAUGUAUGGAUUCGGCGUCUGACUUUUAUCUAUCACGAUAAGAACGAUCGUUUCCGUCUUUAAAGGAGAAACAGUAUCUUAGAAACAAAUAACACGAAGUCUGGACGAAGACGUUUAUUUAUAAGUUUGUUUGGUGGUCUUUGUGCAAUUAAAAAAUGUCAGUUCGCUUUCCAACAAGUUGAUGUGUCGUAAAUCUAGAAAAUUUAUA
Messenger RNA from Eufriesea mexicana, 2288 nucleotides. RefSeq names its product TM2 and DnaJ domain-containing protein wurst (gene wus). The transcript is spliced from 6 exons. Gene Ontology annotation, cellular component: membrane. The record is from RefSeq and is a predicted model, not a curated record. The coding region runs from base 538 to 1665 and encodes 375 amino acids. Lineage: Eukaryota; Metazoa; Arthropoda; Insecta; Hymenoptera; Apidae.